Messenger RNA from Pogona vitticeps (central bearded dragon), 2266 nucleotides. The record is from RefSeq and is a predicted model, not a curated record. Lineage: Eukaryota; Metazoa; Chordata; Lepidosauria; Squamata; Agamidae.
CCUCGGCUGAGCUCCCCUUCAUCUUCCCCCCCUCUGCUUGCAGGGUGGCGCCGCUCUAGGCCGUCGCGUCUCGGCGUUGCACAGGGUGCAAACCUGGCCCUGAACUGGAAAGACAGAAACCAUAUUAAGCCCCGGAGACCCGGCCCAGUCCGUUUAUAGGCAGAGCGAGCGCCGGGUAGCGAAUGGCGAAGCUCCUGCCCCUCUUCUGCAGGGCCGCCUCCUUGCCUCUUUCCUGAGGACAGGGCUAAAGGACAUGCAGAGACACCUGCGCCAAGUUGACUGUUUACUGGAAGUGCACGAUGCCCGAAUCCCAUUCUCAGGCCGGAACCCUCUAUUGCAGGAAACCCUGGGUAUCCGUCCCCAUUUGUUGGUGUUGAACAAAAUGGACUUAGCAGAUCUAACCCACAAAGAGAGGAUUCUACAACAUUUGGAACAGCAAGGCUUUAGAAAUACCAUAUUUGCAGACUGCCUGAAAGAUGAAAAUGUCAACAAGAUGGUUCCCAUUCUCACAGAACUGAUCAGCGACAGUAUGCGCUAUCAGAGAUCUGAGAAUCCUGAGAGCUCCAUCAUGGUCGUUGGUGUACCAAAUGUGGGGAAAUCAUCAGUUAUCAAUUCAAUUAGACGGCUGCACCUCAAGAAAGGGAAGGCUUCCUUGGUUGGUGGAGCACCAGGUAUUACCAGAGCUGUUCUAACCAGGAUCCAGGUGUGCGACCGACCCCUCAUGUUCUUACUGGAUACGCCUGGGGUUUUGACUCCCAGAAUUCCGAAUGUAGAGACUGGGUUGAAGUUGGCAUUAUGUGGGGCAAUCCACGAUCACAUGGUGGGUGAGGAUAUCAUUGCUGAUUAUCUCCUUUACACAUUGAAUCAGCACCAGCAAUUUAGAUACGUUGAAUACUAUGGGCUGGGUAGCCCGUGUGAUGAUAUAGAAAGUGUACUCAAGAGGAUUGCACAGCACCUGGGCAAGACCAGCCGAAUGAGAGUGCUGACUGGCACAGGAAAUGUGAUUGUGAAAGCACCCAACUACAAUGCAGCAGCGAAUCAUUUCAUUCAUACUUUUCGCAAGGGAUCUCUGGGGAAGGUCAUGCUUGACCAAGUUCCAUAGUUUUCUCUGCAAUUCUGCUGAAGUUUUCUCCUGAAUAGCUUUGGGAGCCUCUAUCCAGAGCAGAAGCACCAACAACCAGCAGAGCAGGGCUGCAAGGACUUUGCUUCAUGUUGAUAAUCCUUGAAUACAUGCAGCUAGUCACAUUUUUUUCACCUGUCGUUUGUGCACAGUUGCUAAACUCAGCUGUAAAAUCAUGCAGAUGAGGAUUGAACGGGCAACAGUGAGCUCUGUUUGAGGCUCCCUCUAUAAAAAGUGUAUGGAGGCAGCAUUCAUCUGAACACAUUCUCUCAUGCACCCUUCCAAGUCACAGGGAAUUCUUGCAACCUUCAGAGGUGUAGCUGAGUACUUUUCAGAGGGCAUAGAGAAAGAGCAUGGACACACUGUGGAAGUAAGAGGCCUCCUCUACUUCCUCCUGUUCUGAUGGCUCCCAGUCCCAUAAUUCAGCUUGGGUGAGAGUGUCCUGUUGAAUUACGGGACUGUGAAAUCAUUUUUUCAGAAAGUGCCAUCCCUAGACUGUACUGUUUUCUGUAUUUCUUCCCUAUCUCAUCCCUGGCAUCCAUUUUUCUUUGCUGUGGUAGUCAGGUGAGUAUCUGUUCUGAAGCAGGAAAAGUUUGCAUUCUUUAAAUGUCUAGGAAGUAGUUUGGCCAAAGCACUUUCAGGCAUAAUACUAUGUGAAUUCACUUUUGCCAACAAGAUAUCCAACAUGCUUUCAUUAAGUUAAGUGCUGAUCUGGUGGCAGUUUUUUUGAGCUUAUGUCGUAUCAACUCUUGAAGAGCUUUCUUUACUGCUCUGCUUCUUAAGCAGUAACAGGAAUGUUCUAUCAUUUGCUUCAUCUAUACAACUUUGAAGAAAAUAUGGUAUUUUUGCUUUGUUUGGACUGGCAAAGGAGCUGUCAAGCCUCAAGUGCAAAAACUAAUGUGCGGAAAAGCCACUUUAAAAUAAAAAGAAAAGGGGAAAAAAGGAAAAAAAAUCUGACUGGGCACUGGAAGUUCUGUGAAGCUUUCUGGUGCCUCAAAAACAGUCUUGGAGCAUAAUGCAAUGACUGUGGGCUGCAUUUUUGACAUGCCUGCAUCAAACCCAUGUGGACUAAGUACCUUAUUUUUCCAUGUAUAAAACGACAAUUUUUACUUAAAUAGACAAAAAAUUGAGGGUCGUUUUAUACAC